Tyto alba (common barn owl) is the source of this 1099-nucleotide messenger RNA. It is a transcript of the gene S100A16, whose product is annotated as S100 calcium binding protein A16. NCBI's taxonomy places the organism in Eukaryota, Metazoa, Chordata, Aves, Strigiformes, Tytonidae. The record is from RefSeq and is a predicted model, not a curated record. Gene Ontology annotation, cellular component: nucleus; perinuclear region of cytoplasm. Gene Ontology annotation, molecular function: calcium ion binding. The transcript is spliced from 3 exons. Bases 134 to 454 code for a protein of 106 amino acids.
CCUGGGCCCGGUGGUAUGGGUGCAAGGUGAGGAGAGAGCGGGCGUCAUCAGUUCCCCCUGCCCGUGGUGCCAAAUCGGCGACAGACGGAAUACAGCGGGACCCCCGGAGGGAGCCAGGUGACCGCAGGCAGCCAUGGCAGAAUGCACGGAGCUGGAAUGGGCCGUCCAGGUGCUGGUCAACAACUUUGACAAAUACUCGAGCCGCCGCUGCUGCUGCAAGAAGCCGCGGCGCAUCAGCAAGAAGGAUUUCCGCAAGAUGCUGAGCUGCGAGCUCAACCACAUGCUGACGGACACCGGGAACCGCCGAGCGGCUGACAAGCUCAUCUGCGACCUGGAUGAGAACAAAGACGGGCGCAUCAGCUUCGAGGAGUACUGGACCUUGAUAGGCGGCAUCGCCAGCCCCAUCGCCCAAAUCAUCCGCCAGCAGGAGCAGAGCGUCAAGCACACCAAGUAGCCGGACACAUCUGGACCCCCCCACCACCCCCUCCCCACCGGGCUCAGCCCCCCCACUCCCACCCCCUGGGUUGAGCCCCUGCUUCUCCACGGCGCCCCGCUUCUCGCCUCUCCCGCUGUCGAGCUCUGCCCCGAGCCCCAGUUUGCCCCAGGGCACCCCGGUCUCCCACGGCUUUGCCGACCGAGCCAUGCCAGGGUGCCGUCGGGGCGGGCAGGCCCCGUGGGUGGGAGCUGGAGGGGUGCGAGGCCACCAGAGCCUCGGGGCAUUCCUCCUCGCCCCACGCCAUGCCAUCCUUGCCAUCGCUUUCUCAAACCCUGUCCUUGCUGGGCUGCUGGGCCAGAAGCCAAGGGAGAGGCUUCCCCUCAUCUAGGACACAAAUACUGUCUGUUCUCAGACCUCUGGGUCACAGCCCCACUGGCAGAAAACCCAUCACAACUGGGACGCCCCUCCCCUUGGAGCUCCCCCUCAAAGUUUGGGGGGGUUUUUCUUGGGAAAAGGGUGUCUUUCCCCCUGCCCAAGCUGGUGGAGGGUCUGCCCUGCCUGCGCUGCCUGGUGCUCUGCUCCUUCGGGCUUGGGGAGUGGCGCGGUCCCGUCCGGGCAACACCACCGUGGUUAUUUAUUGAGGCAAUAAAAUUUGGAGGAGCA